AUGUCCGCAUUCACACCCUCAGACCCAGAUCACGACUAUUCCUACGCCGAGGUCGACCCCGCGGAAACCACCACCCCUCCGAUCCCCCAAGGUCAAUCAAUGGACACCUCCACAGACGCCACGCACACGCGGGGCCACUCGAACAACCCGCUUCUGGGGUCCGAUAAUCCCCUCGUCUCAGAUCUGGAGCAGGAGGUACUGGAAGAAUAUGCGCGAUUGCUGCGGAAUGUGAACCAGCUGUCCGACAAACUCGCCGACCUCGCUGGUGAUCCCGCCUCCAUGCCGCUCGAUGGCCUCCGUCUCCUUGAACGAAAGACUGCGACCGUGUGCACCUUGCUCAAGGCUAGUGUGUAUAGCAUUGUCUUGCAGCAGCAGAUCUGGAAUGAGAAUGAAGAGCAGCAGCAGCAACAGCAGGACCAGGGCGACUACCUGCAGGGGUAUGAGGGUGAGGGGGAUAUCACGUUUCAAUGA
Penicillium bovifimosum is the source of this 471-nucleotide messenger RNA. Its product is annotated as DASH complex subunit DAD3 family protein. Gene Ontology annotation, biological process: attachment of spindle microtubules to kinetochore. The record is from RefSeq and is a predicted model, not a curated record. The coding region runs from base 1 to 471 and encodes 156 amino acids. The transcript is spliced from 2 exons. NCBI's taxonomy places the organism in Eukaryota, Fungi, Ascomycota, Eurotiomycetes, Eurotiales, Aspergillaceae. Gene Ontology annotation, cellular component: mitotic spindle; DASH complex.